AGGGCCCCGAAUUUCCCGCAGUGAGGCUAGAGGCGGCCAUCUUGAGAGCGGGCUCGGCUAAGCGGCUGCCAGCUUCCAAGAUGGUGGGAGCCGCGGCUGCCUGGUUCCUAUCCUUCGCCUGGGGGUGCUGAGCAACCCGGUCCCUGGACCAUGACCGGGGUGGCCUCGUUGCUGUUGCUCCUCCGGGGGAGCUGCCGCGUAUUGCGGCUGGCCCCGCGGACUUUCCUGGUGGCUGGGCUUCGGACUUUGCGGAGCGACUGGCCCAGGACCUCCAAGGAGGACGCAGGAGGCAGCCGCGGCCUUCAGAGCCUUCUGUCUCAAAUGCUUUCUCCCACAUCUGGAGGACUUGCUCAUAAUGUAGCAAAAAGGCAAUUUAUCCCCUUCCAACUCUGGAAACUUCUAGGUAGCACUUACUAUUUUUCUACCUCUGGUUCUCGACGCAAUGGCAGCAGUGGUAAAGAGUCCAAUGGGAAAUCCCCGGAAGAAGACGAGGAGGAAAAGAGACGCCGGGAGAUGAUGAACCAGAUGUACCGGGAGCGCUUGAGGAACCUCAUUUUCAUUGCUAUCUUCAUAAGCGUGCUGAACUACUUCAGCAGUGGCUGGAACAGCCUAUCCUGGAAUGACUUUGUGAAUGAGAUGCUGGCAAAAGGGGAAGUGCAGCGGAUUCAGGUGGUGCCAGAGAUCGACAUUGUAGAAGUCUACUUGCAUCCAGGGGCAGUUGUGUUUGGACGGCAUAGGUCUACCCUGAUGUACAGAAUGCAGAUAGCAAACAUUGACAAGUUUGAGGAGAAAUUGCGAGCAGCUGAGGACGAGCUGAACAUUGACCCGAAAGACAGGAUCCCCGUCUCCUACAAGCGCAUUGACUUCUUUGGAAAUGCCCUCUAUUCUCUGGGGAUGGUUGCUGUGGUCAUCGCCAUCCUGUGGUACAUCUUUCGCCUGAUCGGGAUGGCAGGAAAGGAAGGAGGUUUCAGUGCCUUUAACCAGCUGAAGAUGGCUCGCUACACUAUCGUACAUGGCAAAUCUGGGAAAGGGAUCAGCUUCAAGGAUGUUGCAGGAAUGCAUGAGGCCAAGUUGGAAGUCAGGGAAUUUGUGGAUUAUCUGAAGAACCCAGAGCGCUACUUGCAGCUUGGCGCCAAAGUGCCCAAAGGUGCCCUGUUGCUCGGACCACCAGGCUGUGGCAAGACCUUGUUGGCAAAAGCUGUAGCUACUGAGGCACAGGUGCCAUUCCUGGCAAUAGCUGGCUCUGAGUUUGUGGAAGUGAUAGGAGGACUUGGGGCUGCUCGUGUGCGGAGCCUCUUCAAAGAAGCCCGGGCCCAUGCUCCUUGCAUCGUCUACAUUGAUGAAAUAGAUGCGGUGGGGAAGACGCGCUCCACGAACGUAUCUGGCUUCUCCAACACAGAGGAGGAGCAAACCUUAAACCAGCUGCUAGUAGAAAUGGAUGGCAUGGGGACCACCGAUCAUGUCAUAGUGUUAGCAUCCACCAACCGGGCAGAUAUCUUGGAUAAUGCUCUCAUGAGACCUGGGAGGCUUGACCGUCACAUUUUUAUUGAUCUGCCCACUCUGCAGGAGAGGCGGGAGAUCUUCGAGCAGCACCUGAAGGGCUUGAAGUUGUCCCAGGCUGGCAGUUUUUAUUCCCAGCGCUUGGCUGAGCUCACUCCAGGGUUCAGCGGAGCAGACAUCGCCAACAUCUGUAAUGAGGCCGCUCUCCAUGCAGCAAGGGAGGGACACAAAUCCAUUGACACCUUCAACUUUGAGUAUGCUGUUGAGAGAGUCAUUGCAGGAACUGCCAAAAAGAGCAAGAUCUUAUCGCAGGAGGAGCGAAGAGUUGUGGCAUUUCAUGAGUCGGGUCAUGCACUUGUAGGCUGGCUGCUGGAGCACACAGAGGCUGUCAUGAAGGUUUCCAUUGCUCCUCGUACAAACGCUGCCUUGGGCUUUGCGCAGAUCCUGCCAAGGGACCAGCACCUUUUCACCAAGGAUCAGCUCUUUGAGCGGAUGUGCAUGGCCCUGGGCGGGAGAGUUUCGGAAGCUAUUACAUUUAAUAAAGUCACUACAGGGGCACAAGAUGACCUGAGGAAAGUAACGAAGAUAGCCUAUUCGAUGGUGAAGCAAUAUGGGAUGGUGCCCAAGGUUGGACACCUGUCCUUCCCAGAACUGGAAGGUGAUCCAGGGAUAGGGCGGCGUCCCUUCAGCCAUGGACUCCAGCAAAUUAUGGACCAUGAAGCAAAGAUGCUGGUGGCCCAAGCCUACAGGAGCACAGAGAAACUGAUAUUAGACAAUCGGGACAAACUGAGGGCGCUGGCUAAUGCCCUGCUAGAGAAAGAAGUAAUCAACUACAGUGACAUUGAAGCCUUAAUUGGGCCUCAUCCCCACGGACCUAAGAAAAUGAUCAGCCCUCAGAGCUGGAUCGAAGCGGAGAGAGACAGACAAGAUGUGGGAGAUGAAGAGCCACCCCAGCAGUCGCAGAGCCAAGAGGUGGAGGAGGAGGAAAACCAGAGACCAGUUUGAAACUGGCUUAUGAUGUGGAGUGUGAUAAGGGACGAGUGGCUUCCUUUCUGAACAUAGAGGCACAAAGAGUACCUCCUUGCCUGUAUGUAGGCCGCUGUGCUCGUAUUUUGCGAUGGACUGUGAGUGAAGUCCAGCUUCCCCUCUAAGAAUGAGCAAGCUGUGGAUAACGUAGGAGUAUGGGCUCAUCAUUAAAAUUUAAGUAACGUUAUCGUUUGGAAGGCCCCAACACCGCUGGGUCACCAAAUUGUACUUCUGGGCAUGUGCGUGGUAAGUCUGGGCAGGGCAAGGCCUUGAGUAAACAGCUGCUGUGCUCUGCUUUGUAUUACUUGUUGCUGGUGGCACACACUCGCAUCCUCAUUUGACACAACAGCGAUGACCACAUACCUAGCAGCCAGAGUUUUACGCUGCUCCUUGGUAUCAACAACACAAGUAUUUCUCUGGGGGUUUUUUAUACAUGUCUCUUGAGGUGUGCAAAUAUCUGUUGUGGGUGAUGGGGACUCACAGUUCCUCUGAGCUAUCACCAGGUCCAAGCUCUGACCACAAGCUAGGGGCAGGUAUAACCCCUGCAUACUGCUGGGGCUCCCAAGAGUGGCUUUGAAGGGAGAGAGGGCCCUCAAGCCCUUGAGGGAGUACUUUGGGUAGAUGGCAGUGUCUGGUUCUUAUAGAGGCCUUUAGACCAAGUGUGUGUCUAGGGCAGCUUGUGGCAGCAGGGAUAAACUUUCUUGCUAAGGAAUUAAAGCUGAAGAAGAGGGAGGCGUGGAGAAAGAAAAAGGCUAGUUGCAUUUUCUCCCCCUCCCCCCAAUGUGGAUUAUUUCCCUGAGGACUAUUGUCUCUGUCCUUGAACAACCCUUGUCUGGAUUUUUCUCCUGCCAACAUUUAAUUUGCAGUUCUCAGGCUGCCUCCUUUCUGAGCCCUCCCUCAUACAUGGAUGGGGUGAGCACAAACACUCUCACACUCUCCUGUCUUUCUGAAUUACCUCGGUGUGGAGUGACUUGUUUUUUAGAACCGCAGCCACCAUAUCCCUUGAGAUGCGAUCCUCCUGAAUGUGUAUUUCAACAUGGGAUGUUGCAGCACAACAUAAAGAAAAGCCAAGUGUUUAGUACUCUUCAGUAACCAGCCCCUUUCUCCAUCUGCCCCAGUGGGCCUUUGCAGAAAAGUCAUCAGUGAUCUGUGUAUACCACCUAGUGGUCUAUUGAUAACUCUGCACCAAAUUGCUGUGUUUCUAUAGGAAUAUGUACAGGGCAAUAUACCAAGCUGAAUCAUCAUGGCUGUAAUUAGCCCAUUUCCCUCCAAGAGGGAGCCAGACACACUGGCAGUAACUAAGCUUCUAGCGCAUGGGUGGUUAAUACUUUGGCUGUAUAGUGAUGACAUAUUGAAAGAAAUUCUGGAGCAGGAAGGUAAUGUUAAAUUAAUUGUUCUGGACCCCAGGCCUCUGGAAUGGCUUGUAUGAAUUUUUUUUCCCAGUGGGGUGUUGUUUCUUAAGAAAAUAGAGUUGAAAGCUGUUCAGUUGAAGGGUUGUUACUAGGAGAACCACUGCUUGCCCUGCACACUACUCUUUCCAAGGUCCAGGAUGGGGGAAGAGAGCCACGAGUGCUCCAUGCUUUGAUUCUUCCACACUUCCUCUGUCCAAGGGUCUGGCUCAUUGCAUUUGUAAAACCAUGACCUGGCAUGCUCUGUAAUAAAUCUCUGUCAUCCCAA
Messenger RNA from Rhineura floridana, 4203 nucleotides. RefSeq names its product SPG7 matrix AAA peptidase subunit, paraplegin (gene SPG7). The record is from RefSeq and is a predicted model, not a curated record. The coding region runs from base 151 to 2505 and encodes 784 amino acids. Gene Ontology annotation, cellular component: membrane; m-AAA complex. The transcript is spliced from 17 exons. Gene Ontology annotation, biological process: protein-containing complex assembly; mitochondrial protein processing. Gene Ontology annotation, molecular function: ATP hydrolysis activity; ATP binding; metalloendopeptidase activity. NCBI's taxonomy places the organism in Eukaryota, Metazoa, Chordata, Lepidosauria, Squamata, Rhineuridae.